AAAUACAACUCUUAUCGAACUCUGCGGUCGGGUAUGAGAUGUCAGAGUCGCUGAGAGAGCGAAAGGAGAGCAACGCCGGGACCGGCGGAUUGGCCGCCAGCGCCGGCAUAACCCUAGGCCUGCCGCCAAUCAUCACCCAUACGGCGGCCACACCUCAGGGCUCGCCCAACGCCACUCUCGAGCCCUCGCGAUCCUUUCAGACGAGUCCACUCGCACUGCACAUACAGGCGGCCUCUCUUUGCUCAAUCAAUCAGACAUUUGAGAAUUACACGCCUCCGGGCUCUACGCGAAACGUGGCCUCACUAUCGGUUCCGAGCAAUCAUUUUGUGCCACAAUUUCUUCAACGGCGCCGAAGUUCUGCGGGAUCUGUUUCGGGCGCCGCGAGCGGCGACUCUCUGGCGGUGUCCACACCGGGUAGUCGUCGGGGUUCGUGUCUGUCGGCCGCCGAAACCGCCAACACUAACCGAGUGGUGGCCAGCAUUUGCCGUAUCCAACGGCGCGGCAGUAAUACCAGCCGUCGGUCCAGUCAUAGCCAUCAGCGGAAGAAGUCGUCCGACCGGCAGAUACUGGUGUCGGACGAGCGCUCCGACAGCGACACCGAUAGUGAGACUUUCGAUAACAGUAGUGAUCGGCGACACAACGAACGCGAGGGCAGUGUCACCACCGAAGCCGAUGUGAACCAUCAGUCGUGUAACGGCGAU
Messenger RNA from Medioppia subpectinata, 701 nucleotides. NCBI's taxonomy places the organism in Eukaryota, Metazoa, Arthropoda, Arachnida, Sarcoptiformes, Oppiidae. The record is from the annotation of a GenBank genome assembly.